Vespa velutina is the source of this 4063-nucleotide messenger RNA. RefSeq lists its product as uncharacterized. NCBI's taxonomy places the organism in Eukaryota, Metazoa, Arthropoda, Insecta, Hymenoptera, Vespidae. Bases 69 to 3884 code for a protein of 1271 amino acids. Gene Ontology annotation, biological process: imaginal disc-derived wing hair organization. Gene Ontology annotation, cellular component: cell cortex. The transcript has 10 exons. The record is from RefSeq and is a predicted model, not a curated record.
ACGUCAUUGAUAUUUCCUGGGUCGAUCGUCGUAUUCGCCGGAAAAUUAAACAGAAUGCAGCGAGUAAAAUGCGUCUUCUAGCGCUCGUUUUAACGAGCCUCUUCGACCUUCUACGUUUCGCUCAUGGCCAGGAUUUUAUAGUUACCAGACAUUCCGAUGGAGACAUCUUCACGCUUGAAGGUUCAUGUACAGAUACUUGUACAGUGCUCAGCAGCGGAACCGCCAGAUCUUUAUCCAGCAAUCCUUCGACGUUAACUCUACCACCAUUCAACACUUCCUGUUCCUGUCAGUGCAACAACAGUCUACCAAUUUUCCGAGAAGAUCUUCAAAUUUGUGUCAACGAUAUCCACGAAUGCAGUGUUGCUGGAUUUCUAAGCAAUUCGGGUCUAAUCGAGCGAGUGCCAUACGUUUUUCUACCGCAACGUGGUCAAAUUAUUUAUCCACAUGCCGAAAUUCGUUUCGAAGGCGUAACUACUCCUGUUUGUGGAAUAACUGGAGCUCGACAGUUAGGAAAAUCAGGAUGGUCGGAAUUGAGAAAUCUGUCAGAUGCAGAACCCCCAUUUAGAUUGUUUCGCGACGAAGGGAAAACUUUUCUUCAGUGGAUUGGCGAAAGUGGAUUGAGAGAUGCUACAGAAGGUCGAGUAGUAAUUGCUAAACUUAUCUGCAGAGAUGCAUCACCACAACAAAACAAUACUGAUGUCUUUGCACCUUGUGUUGCAUUUAGAGUUGCUGGAUCACCGUCGAGAAACAACAUUCGAGAAAUAAUAUUUACAUCGACGUCUCAAGUUUCGCAAGGACUUUCGGCAACUGAAUACGCUGCUAUUGGUCUUUCCUCUGUCAUUUUAGCUGUCAUAUACGUAACUAGUGUAUCAUUGUAUCUUCAUAGUAGAAGAGGAAAAAGAAAAUCAAUUGAAGAAGCAGAAAUUACUUUACCUAGUCCAAGGGAAGGUAUUGGCGGUAGUGGUGUUGGUGGUGGUUUGAUAAAAAACAAUCCAUUAUUAAUCGCACCAAGACAUUUGGAAAAUGAUACCAACAGCGUAUUAACUGAAAACGAAUUGGUAGAUGAUUUGGUUCAGAGCGAUGAAGAACAAAAUUGUGAACAUAAUCAGUUCACUUCUGCAAUCGUUCAUCCACGCUAUGUAUAUCUGGACCAUUCUGAAACUGUAUUUGGAUCUGGUUCAAUGCUUGGAGAGAGAUUACCUGAAGAGGAUGUCAGAAUCAUUGAAACAAUAGAUAGUUCUCAUCAACAAGAAGUACCGGUACUUCCAGGUACUCAACGAAGAAAAUUAUAUUUCAAUCCUGCAUACUUUGACAGGCAAUUGUUACUUUCUCCACCUCCAGCAGCCAUCGAAUUUCUUCUUAAAAUUCGUGAAGUUAUUUCUAUCGCGAAACAUAAGAUGGCUGCCAAAAAAUUUGUUCCUACUCUCAUUGGUAUUCCAGAGGAAGAAAGUGACGUAGAGCAUAGUAAUUUAGCUAAUAAACAGAAACAACAAGAAGAACAAAGACAACGGCAAAGAUCAAUUUCGAGCUCGUCUCAGAAUAUGUCGACGAAAUCGAAAAAAUCAUUAAGAUGUACAGGCUGUCCAGGUUGCGCAGAAUCAUAUAAAAAUCUAACGAUAUAUCCAAGAAAUGAUCAACCUAGCCAAGGUGAAAGUAAAGUUCGAGCUUGGCUCGAAGAUGUUAAGCCAAAUCGUUCCCAUUGGCUCGAAAAGAUCGAACAAGAACAAAAGAAUUUCCAUGGCGAUAGGAAAACUUUCGUAAGAAAUUUCGAAUACGUGAAGGAAUUAGCAAAAUGUGAUUUUCUUGAAUUUCACAAAGAAACAAGAAAAUGUUCGUUCUCUUGGCACGACAAUUCAUCCUUUCUAAGAAUUUCGAGAAAUAUUCAUCAGCCAAUUACCAAAAGUGAAAUUUUAGAAAACGAUGAUCGUUAUAGUGUCUCCAAAAGAUCAACAAAAUCCAUGUUCGAAAAUUCGAGUUACAUUCAAGAACGUAAUAGCAAUAAAGAGACUCAUUAUAUCGCUGAAGAUAUUGUUAACGAGAAAGUAAGAAAAGCGAUAGAAAAUUCUUUUAUCAAACAAAUGGAAGAAAAUGCUGCGAUUGAAAAGAAAGAAGCCGAAAUAGAGAAUGAUAAUAAAGUAUCGAAAAAUGAUACUCAUCAAAAUGAUAACGAUGCCAAUGAAAGAGUAAAGAAAUCGAAUGGCGAACUACCAGAUAUGAUAAACGAAUUGCCUGGUACAAAGACCACAGCCAAGCGAAUAAUGGACGCUGUGAUUCGUGAGAUGGUAGACGCUAAAGUAUUGGAACAUUAUUCGAAAUCUGUAAAAAUGAGUGAUUACGAAGUUGAUAGUUUGGAACGUUUCAAAUACAAUAGAAAAUCAUCAACGUCAUCAGAAUCGAUAGAUCAAUCAAGUCCAACUUUAUCAACGGCAUUACCUUUGGAUGAGGAAUUGACGAUACAAAAUGCUGUAAUUAAUGGUAAAACCGGUGAAACUGUAUUAUCAAAAUUGAAGAAGGACGUUUUGGAGAAGAAUUAUUAUAAUGCUUUGCCAGAAUUAAUAAUGCAAAGAUCUGAAGCUUAUUCUCUCGUCAGUGAAGUUUAUGUUAACGACGGAUACGUAAGUCCAGCUGGUAGCGAUGAUUCUGGUCCUGACAUAAGAUACGAACCAGAAAAUCCUGGACAUUUGACGAUCAAGGUACAAGAUUCUCCAGAUAAUUAUGUUAAACAGGAUGAAUCUGAAUACGAGCCGGAUACUUUGGAUAGGAAACCAAUGAAAUUAAAAAUAAAUGGUGAUAUAAGUACCGAUAAGGAAACGAUAAAUGAAAUAUUUAUGGAUUCAUUGGAAAGGCCGGCACAGAUAUUAUUAAAAAGUAAAGGUAGUUUUCGUUGCGACGAUGAUCAAGAACAAUGUGAUUACGAUCCUUUACAAAGACGAGGCUACGGUAGUCUUCGUGAAAUAUAUGAAGCUAAAUUAAGAUCGAAUUUAAAGGAAUCAAAUUUCUUAGGUAGUAGUAACUCUUUAAACGGUGAAACCAGUGAUAGCUUAUCAUGGAAAAAAGAGAAAUAUUUAACUCCGGAAAAGAGACAAGCUAAGAGACAAAGAUCAGCAAAUUUUAAUCAACCGGACGUUGUACCAUUACCACCGACAGAAAGUAUAUAUCAAUCUCCAAAAGCACCUAUACCUGUUGAAGAAGCAAUAAAACACCAACAACCGAUCAUUCCUUCGUCUUCAUUGCCAUCAAAAAACGGCUUAUGGGGCAGGAAUAAUGUCGAAGCGGUUGACCCUACGGCCAGCAACGGCUCUCCUGUCCAAAACAAUGGCUAUGAAGUAGGGUAUAAUAACGAUCAAUAUUAUUGUCAUAGGAAUCUUCAAAAACCAUCAACUUCAUUGUUCGAUCUGGAAUAUCCUGAUAAUAACAAUAAAUGUUCAAGGUUUCAAGAACAUUUAUCAUCUUCUUCUGGUAACUUAGAAGAAUAUCAAAAUGAUUUGGAACGUGAUGAUGGAUCGUUGAAUCAAAUAAUUUCAGAAAAAUCAUCACAAGGAUCUAUGAAAAUUGAGGAUAAUGGAUAUCUCAGUAGUACCGAUAGUAAUAGUUCUCGAAAACGAUUAUUGAAAUCAGAAGUUAGCAGUGUCUCUGAAACGGAUGAAACAGAAUCUAUUUGCGAUGGAGCUAGCGAAAGUGGAGCUGAGAGUAUCGGUACUGACAGUGUUUUCUUCGGUAAUUUACAAAGAAUUUCUGAUGCUACGAAUUCAGAUGUUCUGUUAAAAACAAGAGACUUGCAUGAUCGAUCCUUCGAUCAUAGAAUUUAUCAAAGAACGAAUUUUAAUCCCAACGAUAAUAAAAGAGAAAAUUUUAUUACCGUUUUGCUACCUAAUUCUAGUUAAACGAAUUAAAUCGUUUCUCUUCAGAAUAUAUACUGACAGAUUCUAAUGAGACGUUUCAAACGUUAAGAAUUUGUUAAGAAAUAAAAGAAGAAAUGCACAGUCCUUAGAUGGAUUAAAAAUUUGCAGAUGAUUUUCUCAAAAUCAAUUACUUUUUUCGAGGUUUUUGUAAACGAAUAUUU